AUGGACUCCCCAUCCAGCGCCAUGUCGAGCCCAACCAAGGCUCUCAAUCCCCUAUCGCCAGAACGAAUCAAUCAACAGCUUCCCCCCAAUUCGCCCUCGUUAACAUCGGAUAUCUUCAACCUCCACCGCAAAACGCCCAAAGGCGUGUCGGGUGUGCAAUCCCGGGUCGCCUUCCUGAACAAUCUGUCGCGAGGGAACAGUCCCGCGCAUGGCUCCCAAUCCAUCGGAUCGACGGCCGCUCUGCAACGUGCCAUCCUCGGGCGCGAGGAGGCCGAGUCGGCCCUCGCCAAUGUCUCUGCACACCUCGACGAAGCCCAGUCACGAGAGCGUCGGAUCAGUGAGCGGCUUGAGUCGCUACUGGAAGAACUGCAGUCCACGAAGGAACGUCAAGCCCACGAGAGAACAGUUUUCGAGAAGGAGAUCCGGAAGGCUCGGAAGGAGGCCUUCCGCGCCGGGUCCGUCCUGGUAAAAACCCAGGAGGAACUGAAGCAUGCGAGGGCGGAGGCCAAGGGAUUCAAAGAAGAUGCCGCGGCCGAGCGGGCAGCGAAGGAACAGGCCAAGCAGGAGGCAUUCGAGCGCGCCUAUGCACUUGCCGGCCUGACGGAAGAGACGGAGGUUCUCAAGGAACAACUACGCGCGGCGGAAUCCAACAUCCACUCGAAGAAGCUGGAAGUGCGCGCCCAGCAUUUCCAACGAAACAACCUGGCGCGGAUGUCACUGGCGGAAGGCGACCUCAAUCUCCUAUUAACGCCUGCCCCACGGAGGCCGAAGCGAUCGGCCGAGGAGUCGGUCAAUUCGCCCCUGGCCAACGUACCCGAGCCUUCUCCGGCCCAGGACACUCCUCCCAAGAGACAACGACUAUCGGAUGUCACCCCGCGCCAGGAGAGUCAGGAGAGCCAGGAGAGCCAGGAGAGCCGGGAGGCCUCUACGACCGAGAUCCAGAACAUCAUUAUCAGCGACCUUGAGGAGGCGGUGGUGUACGAGCGUCAGCUCAGAGUUGAUGCGGAGGAAAUGCUGCAUUUCUUGAAGUUGGAGUGCUACUUUAACGGUUGUUACUGCCUAACAGAAGGCCAUGGCGCGGGCCAUCCUCAUGAACUGGAAACCAUCGAGGAGGCAGGAGAGGUGUCAGAAGCCCCCGAAGUCGACCACCAACAUGAAGAGAGGAGUGCGAGGGAGUCGAAGAAGGUGUCGGAAUCUUAUGAAACUAGCCACAGACAGGAACAGCAGAGUCUGAAGGCAUCAAACGAGGCGCCCGAAGCUCGUCAAACCGAACCCGUCCACGAACCGCAGAAGGAGCCCUUGAUCACCUUCUCUCCCGCCACGGGGACAUUCCACACCAUGCCCUCCCCUGUUCGCGCAUCGCCCCGGAAGCACCAGAUCGUGCUCGACCCCAUCCACUCCCCCGGAUCGCAAGCCGAAGACGACAUGGGCGAUCAGGCGAUGUCCGGCAGCCCAGCUCCCAAGUACGCAUCCCACCGGCACCAGACGCCACUGUUCGACUCCAUUAUGGAGAGCGAAUCCCGCAGCCGAACCCCCCCAGGAAGCCGUCCCUCCCCCGCCGUGUUUGACGUUCCCUGGGACCCUGUACUGCCCGUGGAGCAUCAUCAUGAUCACCAUCGCACCCCAACUCCCGAGGAGCAGCACCGCGACCCGCACAAGAUCCCUCUGCGCACCGACGACUCAGCCUCCAACCCCUUCGCGGAUGUCCCGGGCACCCCCAUCAGUCGCGAAGCAGCCCUAGCUCAGAUCCGUGCCCGUCGAGGCCGAACAAACACCAUGAAGCGCUCUGCUAGCGCCAGCGAAAGCGUUCUUCGCUCCGGAGGUAUGGGUGUUACUCCAGUUCGCAGUGCGAGACGCAUCCCCGGCGUCCUGAACUCGGAGGCUAGGAGUGAUGGGUCCGUGCGGAGUCGUAGGGAUAUGAGUGCGCCAAUAAGAUUCCAUCAGUGA
This is a messenger RNA of Aspergillus heteromorphus CBS 117.55, 1947 nucleotides long. RefSeq lists its product as uncharacterized. The record is from RefSeq and is a predicted model, not a curated record. The transcript is spliced from 2 exons. Lineage: Eukaryota; Fungi; Ascomycota; Eurotiomycetes; Eurotiales; Aspergillaceae. The coding region runs from base 1 to 1947 and encodes 648 amino acids.